Molecule: messenger RNA, 831 nt
Organism: Episyrphus balteatus (marmalade hoverfly)
Lineage: Eukaryota; Metazoa; Arthropoda; Insecta; Diptera; Syrphidae
Exons: 2
Coding region: 1-831 (276 amino acids)
Biological process (GO): DNA integration
Molecular function (GO): nucleic acid binding
Source: RefSeq, a predicted model, not a curated record
AUGCUACUUACUUGUGCAGCAGUUAGAGCAGUGCACUUAGAGGUGGUUUUGGAUCUGACAGCCGAAAGUUGUCUUUUGGCAUUGAGGCGUUUUAUUGCGCGAAGAGGUGCACCUCGGAUUAUAUAUUCCGAUAAUGCCAAGACUUUCAAAAAGGCAUCUACAGAACUAAGUCAUAAACUUAAAUUGAAAUCAAAUCCCGAUUUUCAAUGCUUCUUAACUGAUCAACGUAUUACCUGGAAAUUUAUCGUCGAACGUGCACCUUGGUGGGGUGGAUUCUGGGAGGGUCUAGUAAGAGUUGUGAAACCUUCAUUGAAGGGUGCAGUGCUGAAAGCAACUUUAUCUAUCGACCAAUUUACUACUCUUCUUACUGAAGUUGAAACUGUAGUCAAUUCACGACCUCUUACGUACUGCAGUGAUGAUUUUUCGGAUUGUGCUCCAUUCACACCUGCCCAUUUUCUUGGUGUUCAAGGAAUAUCUGGUGAUUCUACACCCGAACAGAAUUUUCAACCCAUCAAUCAAAAUACGCUGAGAUCAGAGUGGGCACAACGUUUACAGAAUAUUUCAAUAUUUAAACGUCGUUGGUUUAGAGAAUAUCUUCAACAGUUACGCUCUUUACAUCAUGAGAGACAAGCAGCAUCGACCUACCUUGCAGCUGGAGAUGUUGUUCUAAUAGAAGAUCCAUCUUUGCGUAGGAUACUCUGGCGAUUAGCGAUCAUCCGAAAAACAUUUCCAGGGCGAGUCGGAAAAGUUCGUGCAUGUGAAUGUGAACCUACUAAUAUCGUUUUAACUUGGUCGUCCCCAACUGUCCGGAAUUACUCCGAAUGGUUCUAA